Messenger RNA from Knipowitschia caucasica, 1017 nucleotides. NCBI's taxonomy places the organism in Eukaryota, Metazoa, Chordata, Actinopteri, Gobiiformes, Gobiidae. The record is from the annotation of a GenBank genome assembly.
AUGAAGAUGGAAGUGCAAGGCCCUCUGGUCAGGCGACCUGCGGCCUUUGCCAAUGAGGAGCAGAGGGUGAUCCACUCCUGGUCGCGGGUCUCUUCAGCUGGAGACGAUGUCAUCCUGGAUGCUCUCCACAUCCUCAGCCCCAAAUCAAGGGAGCUUUCCAGCACAGACGACCUUCUCAGUUUCCUCCAGGAGCUUCGGGACGAGGGCCACAGACCCACCAUCCUGAGGAGCAAAGACGUUUACAAUUACCGCUCCUGCAUGUCUCUGCCGCUCACCCAGGCCUUGCUGAAACAGGCCAACAAGAACGCCAGACCUGCCGUCAAAAAGAAGAGGAAGAGGCCGCACAGGAAGCGGGACGUGCAUCCGUCGUGGAUCUGUGAGCGGUUUCACCCCAGGAUACAGGGAGUGCGACCCCCGGAGCCUCGACUUAACCCCAGACCGGUGUUUGUCUUCAGCAGAUCAGUGCCCCGAGGCCGGGACAGUCCAAUACAGCCCUGUUUGCGACUCACAAACAUCGAGGGCCAGUCUGCCUACCACACAGCCCGCCUCCAAAUCCAACCUGCCUCGAGCUCUGCCCUUAAACCUGCUGCUGGACUGCCCCCUCUCCUGCCCGCCCUACCCCCUUCCGGACUGCCGUCACAGCCCCUUCAGAACGGCGUAGUGGCCCUGUUCAGUCAAAAAACCCAGUCGUGCCCCGCCUCCCGGUCUGACGGUGCGCUGAUUGGGGACUCUGCGCCUGUGUUCGACCCACAGACUCACACACAGCUGCAGACGCGGAGCAACCAGUGGAACCGCAGCAACGGAGUCCAUCGCCGCAGGCCCAAAGAGACAUUCAACGGCUGGCGGGAGCAGGACAGCAGAGGCCUCCGAGCCAGAGUCAUAAAGGUGGAUGAGUCACGGUCGGUCGCAGAGGCUAGAUUAAAGGCCCAAAAGAUUUUACAGGUGAACUUGUCACCUGUGAUUAAAAUCCAACCAUUUCAUCACAUCCUUAGAGAUUUCCGGUAUCUGAUCAAAUGA